This is a messenger RNA of Vitis vinifera (wine grape), 1233 nucleotides long. Its product is annotated as two-component response regulator ARR5. The transcript has 5 exons. The record is from RefSeq and is a predicted model, not a curated record. Lineage: Eukaryota; Viridiplantae; Streptophyta; Magnoliopsida; Vitales; Vitaceae. Bases 203 to 979 code for a protein of 258 amino acids. Gene Ontology annotation, biological process: cytokinin-activated signaling pathway; phosphorelay signal transduction system.
AGGGGCAUAUAGAAAGGCAGUGUGGCAUUGAAUAUGCAGAGGAAAGAGACAAGUGGGAUAAUGCGAGGAGAUUUUCCAAGAUCUCAGAAUCUCAGCUUUACCUCUUUAGCUUAGAAAAGCUAGAUUUCUGAUUUCUUUCUUCUGAUUUCGUACCCUCCAGGUCCUUUUCAUCUUCUUACACCACACUAUUUCAGUAUUUUUGAUGUUCUCGUCAAUCGCCCACAACUUGCAUUACAAGUCACUUCCGCUCCAUUCGGUUCCUCCACCACUGUAUAAAUAUUGGAAGCAGAUUCCCCGCACAUUUCUGGUUAUGGGUUCCGCCGCCGGCGAAUUUCUUCGGCAUGUGUUACCGGAGAAAGUUGGGGUUUCUGAUCACUCCGCUGCUGGAUCGGAGCUCCAUGUUCUUGCUGUUGAUGAUAGCCAUGUGGAUCGGAAGGUGAUUGAGAGGCUGCUCAAGAUAUCUUCUUGUAAAGUGACGGCUGUGGAGAGUGGAACGAGGGCUCUGCAGUUUCUGGGGUUGGACGGGGAGGAGAACUCAGUUGGAUUUGAUGGUUUGAAGGUGAAUCUGAUCAUGACGGACUAUUCUAUGCCUGGGAUGACAGGGUAUGAGUUGCUCAAGAAGAUCAAGGAGUCAAAGGCUUUCAGAAAGAUACCAGUGGUGAUCAUGUCUUCAGAAAACAUCCUGACUCGCAUUGACAGGUGUUUAGAGGAAGGUGCAGAGGAGUUUAUAGUGAAACCAGUAAAACUGGCAGACGUGAGACGCCUGAGAGAUUUCAUAAUGAGAGGAGAGGAAGAGGGAGAGGAAAAUAGGAAGAAAGGGAACCAUAAGAGAAAGCUACAAGAUGAUUACAGCAUCUCACCCCCAUUGUCACCAGCACCAUCACUUGAUUGUGAGAUAUCCUCGUUGCUACUACCAUCUUCUUCUUCUUCUUCUCCAGAGUGUCCUUCAAAGCGACCUAGAUUGUGGGUUGAAGAUUAAGUUGCUGUGACUUCUCAUCUGAGUGGGCCUAUUUUGUCAGCCUCACCUGGUGUCUGCAUUGUAGCUGCGCGCUCUGGUGGAGGUUACUUCUUGUUCUGUUUUGAAUCUUAUACUAAAUGUGCAAAAUUACUGAAAUGAAGAUUUCACUACGACCCAAAACUUAAAAACCAGAACCACGACAUGAGAGAAGUCCAGAAAAAUUCUUUUCCUCUCUGAUGAUGUAGUUAAUGAAAAAAUUUAUUCCAUCAGAGUUA